AAAAGUGUAAUGAUUAUUGUUAACAUGUCAACAUUGCUUUUUGUUUUGUUACUGAUUGCAAGUGGUUUUGGAGCAGAUUUUCCUGAAGAAGAAAGCUGUGACUCCAGCCAGCUGAAGGUGUGCGUAGACAGUAUACCACGCACACGAGUUGGUCUGCCGCGGAACAAAGAAGAGCUAGAUGCGCACUGUUUGGCAUACAAUAUCGGCAUGUCGUGCAUGGACGAGUGGAUGAAGCGCUGCCUGCCGACAGACGGACAGAAGAUUAUACAACGGCAGAUAGCUGGCGCGCAGAUCCUCAUGCGCUAUCUCUGCUCGAAUGGAACUGCUGUGAGGAAAGAGUACCUAAGGGAGCCGGCGUGUCUGGCGAUGGUGUCGGCUGACUGGUCGGCCUGUGUGGACGACUUGCAAAUGGCUGUCAGAGACAUCGCUGAGCGCUCUCAGCAAAUUGUUUACUUUAACAGAAACUCAGAAUUUUGUUGCGCCCGUGAUGAAUUUCUGGCGUGCGUGUCGCACGCGGCGCGGGCGUGCUCAGCCAGGGCGGGCACCGUGCUGCGUCGCAUCGCAUGGGUGCUGGCCCAAGACGUGGCGGCGUGCAGCAACGAGCCGCGCGCGCAUUGCACCGCUCCUCCGCCGCCGCCAGCACGCCUCACUGCGCCCCUGCUCACCGCGCUAUACGCUCUGCUUUUCCCACCAUUGCAGUAGAUAAGCCAAGCUAUGAAAGCAUCUGGCGCUUAUUAAAGUUUGAUGUUUGCGUUACAUAAGUUCAUUGGGUUCUUUUUUAUCCAGUAGAUGUUCUUUGUCUGGCCAUAAUUUUCUUGAAUAAUCCAGACCUCAUUAAGUGUCUGAGCGCUGACUUUCUUGGUGGACGACGAAAAAUCGUCAACGUCCCAAAAAGUUACAGAACAAACAACACAGAGGAUUGUCAUCUCAUAAAAAUGGACCGUGUCCCUGGUUGUGGAUUUACGCCUGCUAAUAGCCGCUAGGAUUGUAUUUUCAUGUCUAUUGUCACGAGCCUACAGUCACAAUUUGAUAGACACUGUAUCUUGUUGGAGGUCAACAUACGCUGUUCAGGUCGAAGCGGCGCACGUAAUGUAUUUAAUAAG
Papilio machaon (common yellow swallowtail) is the source of this 1103-nucleotide messenger RNA. RefSeq lists its product as uncharacterized. The record is from RefSeq and is a predicted model, not a curated record. NCBI's taxonomy places the organism in Eukaryota, Metazoa, Arthropoda, Insecta, Lepidoptera, Papilionidae. The transcript has 5 exons. Bases 10 to 702 code for a protein of 230 amino acids.